AUGGAGCAACGAGCAUUCGACCGGAAGCAGAGGCGGCGAAUGAAACUUGAAGGAUCUCAUCCGGAGAUUAAGACCAUGUGGAAGGAACUUGAGAACGUCCCGAUUAUCACGCCCGUUAAAGCCCAGCAGCCGGCUUCCAUUACUCGCACCCUGAAACCAUUCCAAUUGGAAGGUCUUGACUGGAUGGUCAAACAAGAGAAGACCCAUUACAAGGGCGGACUUCUUGGUGAUGAGAUGGGCAUGGGGAAAACUAUCCAAGCGGUUUCUCUCAUCAUGUCCGACCACCCUGCCCAAGAUCCUACCUUGGUUGUUGUCCCGCCUGUUGCGUUGAUGCAGUGGGCUAACGAGAUCCGUGAAUAUACGAACGGCCAACUGAACGUUCUUGUGUAUCAUGGCUCCAACGCCAAAUCCAAGAACCUCACGAAGAGUCAAAUCAAGAAGUUCGAUGUGAUCAUGAUCUCCUACAAUAGUCUCGAGUCUCUAUACCGUAAGGAGACCAAGGGAUGGACCCGUGGGGACGAGAUUAUUAAAGAAGAUUCACCCAUGCACUGCAUCAAAUUCCAUCGCAUCAUUCUCGACGAGGCCCACAGCAUCAAGCAACGGACCACCGGCGUCGCCAAGUCAUGCUUCGCUCUCCAAGGAACCUACAAGUGGUGCCUGUCGGGAACGCCGGUGCAGAACCGGAUCGGAGAAUUCUUCUCUCUGCUUCGCUUCCUCGAGGUCCGUCCGUUCGCCGACUAUUUCUGCGAGAAGUGCAGCUGCGCGCAGCUGCAUUGGCAGUUGACCGAGGAUCACAUGUGUGCGAGCUGCGGGCACAGUGGAGCAGAGCACGUGUCCGUCUUCAAUCAGGAGUUGCUGAACCCGAUCACCGGUGACAGCGCGACGGACAGGGAGGAGGCGUUGGGGAAGUUGCAUAUGAUCACGGCUCGAGUGAUGCUUAGGCGCAUGAAGAAGGAUUACACGGCUUCGAUGGAAUUGCCUCCCAAAGAGGUCCUCAUCCACAAUGAGUUCUUCGGCGAGAUCGAGCGUGACUUCUCCAAGAGCAUCAUGACGAACAGCACUCGUACAUUCGAUCGAUAUGUGUCGCGGGGUGUCAUGCUCAACAACUACGCCAACAUCUUCGGUCUCAUCAUGCAGAUGAGGCAGGUCGCCAACCAUCCCGAUCUCCUCCUCAAGAAACAUGCUGAGAUCGGCCAAAACGUCCUCGUGUGCAACAUCUGCGACGAACCCGCCGAAGACCCCGUCCGAUCGGCGUGUAAGCACGAGUUUUGCCGCACCUGCCUCAAAACCUAUGUCCAGUCUAGCGAAGGCGCCGGGGAAACGGUGGUGGAAUGUCCCCGCUGCCAUAUCGGGCUCAGCAUCGACUGGGAGCAGCCGGAGAUAGUGCAGGAUGAGGAGCUCGUCAAGAAGAACUCCAUCAUCAACCGCAUUAAGAUGGACGACUGGACCUCCUCCACCAAGAUCGAGAUGCUCAUCUAUGAGCUGUACAAGCUGCGCAGCAAGAAGCAGACCCUCAAGUCCAUCGUCUUCUCCCAGUUCACCUCCAUGCUGCAGCUCGUCGAGUGGCGCCUCCGCCGGGCGGGCUUCAACACCGUCAUUCUCGACGGCAGCAUGAGCCCCGUCCAACGCCAACGCUCCAUCGACUACUUCAUGAAAAAUCCCGACGUCGAGGUCUUCCUCGUCUCACUCAAAGCCGGCGGCGUCGCCCUCAACCUCACCGAAGCCUCCCGCGUCUUCAUCGUCGACCCCUGGUGGAACCCCGCCGCCGAAUGGCAGAGCGCCGACCGCUGCCACCGCAUCGGCCAGCGCCGGCCGUGCGUCAUCACGCGGCUGUGCAUUGAGGACUCGGUGGAGUCGCGCAUGGUGAUGUUGCAGGAGAAGAAGGCGCGCAUGAUCAGCGGGACGAUCAACAACGACAAGGUCGCGAUGGAGAAGCUGACGCCGGAGGAUCUGCAGUUCCUCUUCCGGGGGACGUGA
Molecule: messenger RNA, 1977 nt
Organism: Eremomyces bilateralis CBS 781.70
Lineage: Eukaryota; Fungi; Ascomycota; Dothideomycetes; Eremomycetales; Eremomycetaceae
Exons: 3
Coding region: 1-1977 (658 amino acids)
Molecular function (GO): metal ion binding; ATP binding; ATP-dependent chromatin remodeler activity
Source: RefSeq, a predicted model, not a curated record